AUGCUUCUUCGAAUUCGAUCAAAGGAAGGCAUGAGCCGAAUCCAAGUCGAUCCUAGCGACACCUUUGCUUCUUUGGCUCAAAAGAUCGCGUCUACUUUAAAACUUGAUAAUCCCGACACGAUUGCAGUUGGUGACCAGCCUCAGCCUGAUGCAGCAACGCCUAUUGUUCAGCUUAAAGACAAAACGAUUGGCUCAACUGAUCUAAAGCACGGUGAUAUAGUCUAUGUCUCGUUUCCUGAACUUACCAGCACCACCGAUGCCGCAGCGUCUCCGUCCUCUUCCUCUGCACCUGCGCAACCACAGCCAAGAGACGCCUCUGGGUAUAUUCCGAUUGACGAUCUUGCGUCUGUAAAGCAGGAUAAUGUUGACGACUUUCUCGAAAAGCAACGUGGACUUAUCAAAAGACCAAAAGAUUCGGAUUUCUGUCGACACGGUGAUAAUGCAAUGUGCGACUAUUGUAUGCCUUUGGAGCCGUAUGAUCAACGAUAUUUAGAAGAGCACAAAAUCAAGCACAUGUCCUUCCAUGCGUAUCUUCGACAAAUUGACCAAGCUAAACAGACGAGUGCACCUUCGUCAGCAGUUUUAAAACAAUUACCGCCACUCGAAGAACCAAACUACAAAGUCAAAGUACCAUGUACUGGUGGCCAUGCUCCUUGGCCUGAGGGUAUUUGCACAAAGUGUCAGCCAAGUGCAAUCACGUUACAGAGACAGACAUACCGUAUGGUGGAUCAUAUUGAAUUUUCAUCUGCUGGGUUAGUGGAUACCUUUUUGAACUCAUGGCGUAGCACAGGAUGUCAACGCAUUGGUUAUCUGUAUGGUCGUUAUGAACCGUACCUUGACGUUCCCCUUGGCAUCAAGGCAGUUGUGGAGGCGAUCUAUGAACCGCCACAAGAAAAUCAUGUGGAUGGCAUUAAGCUGGCGUUGCCAUGGGACGAGGAGGAAACCAUGGUGAACAAGGUUGCAGAAGCGUGCGGACUCUCGUUGGUUGGCAUGGUAUUUACCGAUCUAAUCGAUGACGGCACAGGAAAGGGUACGGUGAUCCCCAAACGCCACGUCGACUCGUACUUUUUGUCCUCGCUCGAAUGCGCUUUUGCUGCAGAGAUGCAAAAACGCCAUCCCAGCCCAUGCAGACACUCGGCCACUGGCAAAUACGGCUCCAAGUUCCUUUCAUGCGUCAUCUCGGGCGAUUUGGAGGGUAACAUUGAUGUCAAGGCAUAUCAGGUAUCGGAAACCGCCACUGCUUUGCAAGAAGCAGAUAUCAUUGAGCCUAGCCGCAAGCCCUCUGUCAUGCGUGUGCGUGAUAGUGUGGCACAUGAGCGCUAUGUUCCCGAAGUAUUUUACAAAUUCAAGAACGAAUACGGUGUUGUUGUAAAGCAGUCAGCCAAGCCCACAUUCCCGGUCGAAUAUCUGCUGGUUAACGUAACCAACGGUUUCCCUCAUGAGCCAGAUCCACUUUUCGUUGCAUCUCCAGGUUUUGCAGUGGAGAAUAGACACGCCCAAGAUGUCGGUACUCUUGCCAAAUACUUGAGCAGCGCAUCGAACCAUGAACAACUCAAAAAACUAUUAUCCGACUUCCAUGUUUUAUGCUUCCUUGCUACAUUGAAUACCCUCACCCCAUCCGAAUUUUCCAGGGUGUGCGAAAUCGCAACACAGCGUGAUGUUUCAGGAGAUAUACUAGAGACAAUGGAUGGAUGGAAAACGUUGACAGUAUUGCUGAAAGAAGCAGAAGGGAACGUUCGGUACAACACUCCAUCGACGCGAUCUGCAACAACUUCAGGCGCUGCAACGCCAGCUACAUCCGAGUUUACCGAAAUAUCGUGUCGACAUUGUACUUUUGCCAAUCCUGGUGGAGCCGUUAACUGUGAGAUGUGUGGAUUGCCUUUGGGAGAAUAA
Molecule: messenger RNA, 1893 nt
Organism: Zychaea mexicana
Lineage: Eukaryota; Fungi; Mucoromycota; Mucoromycetes; Mucorales; Lichtheimiaceae
Product: NPL4 family-domain-containing protein
Exons: 9
Coding region: 1-1893 (630 amino acids)
Biological process (GO): ubiquitin-dependent protein catabolic process
Cellular component (GO): nucleus
Molecular function (GO): ubiquitin binding; ubiquitin protein ligase binding
Source: RefSeq, a predicted model, not a curated record